CGACGGUGAGAAUAACUCAUGGCUGCCUCCCGCACGCCCCACACUGGGGACGGAGCCCGAGACCCGGGCUCAGUUGCCCAGGUCGAUGCUCAGCCACUGAGUCAUGCCAGCCGGGCGUUCAACCACGUACCUAGACGUCCCAGAUGCCAAGCCCCAACCUAUGCCCGAGAGCCUCUGUGUAGACCCAACGUGGUCUCUGGCCCCGGCAGGGCGGGGAGUGGGGGUUGUCAGGGAGAUGAUUUUCAAAAGCCGUGCACACUUCACAGCCAACCAGCUCCCAUCCUGAACCCUCAGUGAGGACGACACAGAACAAACACGACGAGGCGGAAUCCGGACGCACAGUCAGGGCCGCCCAGGGCAGGUACGAACACGAGGGAAACGCAUGCGACCUCGGGCCUGACUUCAUUCUGGGCAGUCGGACGGGGUCCAGCUUGUCAGGCACCGGGAACACGGAGCAGGAGGCGUAUCUUCGACGGUCACAGUCACUGUCAUGUAUAGACUGCUCUCCUGCUCCGGGUUCAGACGUUGUCGCACUGUGAUUCUGGUGACCUCCAUGUCCCGUCCUCACCCUCACUGUCGGGGAGAGGGAAACUGAGGCACACCAAGCCGUGCCCAGGGAACCCAGAAAGGUCUGGCUUCCUGUCCUGGUAACAGAAACAGUCGCCCCCCUGAAGGUCAUCUGUGUAACCAGGGCCGAGUCCCUUGCCCAGGCUGGCCCUCAGUUUUCCCGUCUUUGGAAUGGGCGUGCGUAAAUUUGCCAUCGUCCAUCAGCCGUGCCCGGAACAGCUCUGGCUCACCGCAGGGGCCCAGGAAAUGCCACGCUGAGGUUCGCAGCUGUUGGGCUUGGCCUGGGUCCUGGGCUCCAGGCUCUCUGACACCAUAGCUCCUUCCACCUCAAGGCAGGGGUUCAGGUCCUUGGUUCCUGGUCACCACGGGCACCUGCUCGGUGCCUCACAUCCUCUCCCCCCAGAACGGCCUGCAGAGCAGCCAGCCGUUCCCGCCAGAGGCCAGAGGAGGAAGGAAUGGACGCUGGGCUCCUGGACGCGGGGUUCCCGGAGCAGGUGUCCUUUGAGGACGUGGCCGUGGACUUCACCCGGGAGGAGUGGGGGCAGCUGACGCCCGCCCAGAGGACCCUGCACCGUGAGGUGAUGCUGGAGACCUGGGGGCUCCUGGUCUCUGUGGACUUGGAAACGAAAUUGAAAACGGAACUGUCAGCUGCAAAGCAAGACGCCUCUGAGGAACUGUCCAGCCUUGUCCUGGUAGAAGGGUUCCUGUGGGACGGUCUGGGGAGCUCUAAGGGUGAAGACGCCGAGGGGUCCCGGGAACAGAGCUGUGAGAGCCUGGAUGGCCGUGGGGUGCAGGCGGCCUGCACACCUGUGAAGACCUCUGUUCAGCGGCAGCAGCCUGGGAAUGGGUUUGGGGAAAACUUCACUCUGAGCCCUGAUCUCCCAAGUCAACCCGUGACUCCUGAAAAACAAGACUCCCAUGCAUGGAGAAUGCACAGAAAAAAAGAGAAUCCAUGCUCACAAACAAACGCACAACAGAAAACCUACGCAACAGAGAAAGCCUACAGGUGUCUGGAAUGUGGAAAGGCGUUUGCUCGCAGCUCCGCCCUCACUGAACACCGCCGGACGCACACAGGAGAGAGGCCGUAUGAGUGUCAGGAAUGCGGGAAAGGCUUCCGAAACGGCUCGGCACUCACCAAACACCAGAGGAUCCACACUGGCGAGAAACCCUACAGGUGCACGCAUUGUGGGAGGACCUUUAACCAAACGCCCCCACUGAUCCAGCACCAGAGAACUCACACGGGCGAGAAGCCCUACGAGUGCAGCGAAUGCGGCAAGUCCUUCAGCUUUCGGUCCUCCUUCAGCCAACACGCACGGACCCACACGGGCGAGAAGCCUUACGAGUGCAGCGAGUGUGGGAAGGCCUUCCGGCAGAGCAUCCACCUCACCCAGCACCUGCGGACCCACACCGGGGAGAAGCCCUACGCGUGUCCCGAGUGCGGGAAGGCCUUCAGUCACAGCUCGUCCUUGACGAAGCACCAGAGAAUCCACACCGGAGAGAGGCCCUACGCGUGCCACGAGUGCGGGAAAGCCUUCACCCAGAUGACACCACUGAUCCAGCAUCAGAGGACGCACACGGGGGAGAGGCCCUAUGAGUGCCACGAGUGCGGGAAAGCCUUCAGCCAGAGCACACUCCUGACCGAGCACCAGAGGAUCCACACCGGGGAGAAGCCCUACGGGUGCCACGAGUGUGGGAAAGCCUUCAGCCACAGCUCGUCACUCAGCCAGCACGAGCGGACACACACGGGGGAGAAGCCCUACGAGUGCAGUCAGUGUGGCAAGGCCUUCCGGCAGAGCACACACCUCAGUCAGCACCAGCGGAUCCACACGGGGGAGAAGCCCUACAAGUGCAGCGACUGUGGCAGGGCCUUCGCCCACAGCUCAUCUCUAACCCAGCACCAGCGGGUCCACGCGGGGGAGAAGCCCUACGAGUGUGAUGCGUGUGGCAGAGCCUUUAGCCAGCUCGCUCCACUCGUUCAGCACCAGCGGGUCCACGCGGGGGAGAAGCCCUACGAGUGUGAUGCGUGUGGCAGAGCCUUCAGUCAGAGCUCCCUCCUCGUUCAGCACCAGCGGGUCCACGCGGGGGAGAAGCCCUACGAGUGUGAUGCCUGUGGCAGGGCCUUCAGUCAGAGCUCCCUCCUCGUUCAGCACCAGCGGGUCCACACGGGGGAGAAGCCCUACGCGUGUGAUGCGUGUGGCAGGGCCUUCAGUCAGAGCUCCCUCCUCGUAGAACACCAGAGGACCCACACCACAGAAAAACCCUACACGUGCAACGAAUGUGGGAAGUCCUUCAGUCACAGCUCCUCCCUCAGCCAGCACGAGAGGACACACACCGGGGAAAAGCCAUACGAAUGCCCAGAUGGUGGGAAAUCCUUCAGGCAGAGCACUCACCUCACCCAGCACCGGAGGAACCACACAGGAGAAAAGCCGUACGAGUGCAGGGGCUGUGGGAAGGCCUUCACACACGGCUCCUCCCUGGCCAAGCACCAGAGAACUCAUCCUGGGUAGAGGCACCUGCAGGAGCUGGGCCACAGGAAGCCUGCAGCCAUAGUUCGUCUCUUCCCUUCCUGCGCUUGCCCCAGUCAUACUCCUGGGUGAUAUCACAGACUUAUGCAUACGCCUUCACAACUGUUAGUAGUACACAUGCGCCUCAGAUCACUCUGACAGUGGGGAAAUGUAGGGAUGGUCAGUGUUGAAGACCUUCGGAUGUGAGUGCCGUCAAUGCUGUAUUAUAGAAGCCACAGAAAUGAGGAUUAGGAAAAGGUAUUGGAUUUGGGCAUGACUUAACAAGAAUUCACCAGAUUCCAAACUUGAGAAUUUCAAAAUGGUGAGACCCCAGCUAAUGCUGCUCAUAAAAAAGAACCAAGUGCAGUGACAUUUUAUCUUUCAUGCACAUUAUAUGCUCGAGGGGGGAGACGUGCCCAUGAAUGGUGUAGCUGACACUGAUACUCCCUGUAAACACCAUGGCAGUGCCCCGCAUGUGAGAGUGGCAUCCAUGUGCAAUCCCCAUGCACUCAACUGUCCCAGUAAGACCUUCUGAUCUGUGUGUAAAGCAUUUGAUCAAGGCACAUGGUAAACAGCCCCACAGAUUUGAAUCCCAUAUGACAAAGUACCAAGUGUACUGUAAACAUUUUUUUUAAAAUUUUUUUAAAUUUUGUUUUUGUGUGUGUGUGUGUACUGUAAACAUUUUAAACGAGUUUUCUGCAUUAGUUUGCAAUAAAUCUUUGUCGUGGAAUUGAAAACUUUUGAAUAGGACAAUGAUGGCAAACCUAUGACACGCGUGUCAGAGGUGACACGCGAGCUCAUUUUUUUGGUUGAUUUUUCUUUGUUAAGUAGCAUUUAAAUAUAUAAGAUAAAUAUCAAAAAUAUAAAUCUUUGUUUUACUAUGGUUGCAAACAUCAAAAAAUUUCUAUAUGUGAUACGCUCCAGAGUUAAGUUAGGGUUUUCCAAAAUGCUGACACGCUGAGCUCAAAAGGUUCGCCAUCCCUGGAAUAGGAAGUCUUGAAAUGCAAGUUCCAUGGAGCCUUGCAGGUUCUGUGAUGGCUUUUGCUACUCUGUUCAGGCUAUAAUUAUUAUUAUUAUUAUUUUUUUACAGGACUCAUAGGAAUUAAAAAGACAGAUGAGCCCCGCCGGCUUGGCUCAGUGGUUGAGCAUCGACCUAUGAACUAAGAGGUCAUGG
Molecule: messenger RNA, 4245 nt
Organism: Myotis myotis
Lineage: Eukaryota; Metazoa; Chordata; Mammalia; Chiroptera; Vespertilionidae
Gene: ZNF135
Product: zinc finger protein 135
Exons: 3
Coding region: 1023-3074 (683 amino acids)
Biological process (GO): regulation of DNA-templated transcription
Source: RefSeq, a predicted model, not a curated record